Protopolystoma xenopodis is the source of this 489-nucleotide messenger RNA. Lineage: Eukaryota; Metazoa; Platyhelminthes; Monogenea; Polystomatidea; Polystomatidae. The record is from the annotation of a GenBank genome assembly.
CGAACGGCCGAGGAGAGGCUGGUGGUCGUCGGGAUCGUGGGCAGCAGUAGCGGUGGCGGCGUCCACGAACCCGACGAAGAGACCGUCCACGGCGAGUGCCAUGAAGCUGGCUUCAACGAUGAGUUGUGCCAUGGUGAUGGUGAGGAAGAGGCCGAGGAGGGGGCUGGUGCGGAGCUGGCGCGUCUUGGCGACGAGAAGGAGGAUGGUCAGACCGUCGAGGGUGAGAGAGAGACUGGAAAGACCGAUCAGCCAACGGCUCUGGCUCGGCGAGAGGAGCGGCAGCGCUUGACGACGGCAGAAGCUGGCAAGCGGACUCGAGGCGUUGGUCAGCAGCGCUGGGCGCCUGAGCGAGGCUGGAGCCGGCGUCUCGAGGCGCAUCAGAAUGAUCGGAUCAAGGGUGGGCGGCUGGCAACAGUGGGGCUACCGGACUGCCGGUAUCCAUGCCAGCCGUCUGGUGGUCCGAGAAACCUUGUUGGUACAGAUUGGUAG